CCAUUGACUGUCAAGAUGGCGAUGCAACGGAGAACGAACGUGAGGCUCCCCCCAGAAGUCAACAGAAUUUUGUAUGUCAGAAACCUGCCAUAUAAGAUCACAACUGAAGAGCUUUACGACAUAUUUGGUAAAUAUGGAGCCAUAAGACAGGUUAGGCUUGGAAAAUACAAAUGAGACAAGGGCACAGCCUACGUUGUUUAUGAAGUUUUCGAUGCAAAGAAUGCCUGACACUUAUCAGGCUUUAAUGUCUGCAACAGAUACCUCAUUGUACUAUAUUACCAACCAAAACAAGCCAGUUUCCAAAAAAUGGACAAAGAUAAGAAAAAGGAGAGUAUAGAGACACUGAAGGCAAAGUACGGAGUCACAGGCGAGAAGAACUGAACAGUUACCAAGCAGAAUUGAGAUGAAUAUAUUGCAAUGCCAAGGGACUUUUUCGGGGUCUUUCAAUGCAUUUCGUCGACUUCAAUCGCAGGAGCAUCUAAAGCUAUCGUCAGACAGUUAAGAAUUGUGUAUGAAGAAUUCAUGACAUGGUGUAUUUGCCAGUUAACAAAGGACGUCACAGAAAUACCAAGUGAAUAUGUAUCAGACCGGUUUCAUCUGUACCUUCUGUAAUUACUCUGUAUAAUUUAUCUCAGUUGCAAUAAUUUCUAAUGGUUUACCUUACGAAGUUUCUAACUGUAGUAAUAUUA
Messenger RNA from Rhopilema esculentum, 689 nucleotides. NCBI's taxonomy places the organism in Eukaryota, Metazoa, Cnidaria, Scyphozoa, Rhizostomeae, Rhizostomatidae. The record is from RefSeq and is a predicted model, not a curated record.